Messenger RNA from Eremothecium cymbalariae DBVPG#7215, 2628 nucleotides. It is a transcript of the gene TPS2, whose product is annotated as trehalose-phosphatase TPS2. The transcript has a single exon. Bases 1 to 2628 code for a protein of 875 amino acids. Gene Ontology annotation, biological process: fungal-type cell wall organization; trehalose biosynthetic process; cellular response to heat. Gene Ontology annotation, cellular component: cytosol; alpha,alpha-trehalose-phosphate synthase complex (UDP-forming). The record is from RefSeq and is a predicted model, not a curated record. Gene Ontology annotation, molecular function: catalytic activity. Lineage: Eukaryota; Fungi; Ascomycota; Saccharomycetes; Saccharomycetales; Saccharomycetaceae.
AUGACUAAAGAUUCAGGCGGAUCAGGGGUUGGGGUGAAGACGGCCAAUCGGAUUAUUAAUUGUGUAGCGCAAUUGCCAUGUAGGAUUCAGGCCAAGCAGGGUGGAGAUCGGGGGUUGUGGUGUGAGAUAGAGCCGAUCACAGGGAAUUCGGCGUUGUAUGCUUCUUUGGAAUACAUGAGUGACAAGGCUGAGUGGGAGCAGCAUGUUGUUGGGUGGACUGGGGAGAUCAGUAGUAGUGAUGGUGCUUCUGAGGAUCCGAUGUAUUUGACGCAGGAGGAGAAGAAGGAGAUUGCGCAGAUGAUCCAACAGCGGGAGGAUUCUAUUCAUUCUUUGACGGUUCAUCCUGUUUGGUUGCUGCGCAGGAACCAGCACCGGUGGAGGGAAUAUGCGGAGAACGUUUUGUGGCCGGCGUUUCAUUAUAUUCUGAAUCCGCCGUCGGAUGGGCAGCAGGAGAACACAUGGUGGUAUGAUUACGUGAAGUUCAAUGAAGCGUAUGCGAUGAAGGUUGCGCAGAUAUAUCGUCCUGGGGAUAUUAUUUGGGUGCAUGAUUAUUACUUGAUGCUGUUGCCGCAGCUGUUGAGGAUGAGGUUUACUGAUGCGGUGAUUGGGUAUUUCCAUCAUGCGCCGUGGCCUAGUAAUGAGUAUUUUAGGUGUUUGCCGAAGCGGAAGGAGUUGCUGGAUGGGUUGUUAGGGGCGGAUAGGGUUUGUUUCCAGAAUGAGGGGUUUUCCAGACACUUUGUUUCGGGAUGUAAGCGGUUGUUGGACGCGGCAGCUGAGAAGAAGAAGUCGGCAAAUGGAUCGGAUGCUUAUGUGAUUGGUGCUUACGGUGGGGAUGUUCUUGUGGACUCUUUGCCGAUUGGAGUUGAUACUGAGAAGAUUUUGAAGGAGGCCUUCACGGAGGAUGUGGACAGCAAAGUGAACCAGAUCCGCAGUGCUUAUGAGGGCAAGAAGAUUAUAAUCGGCAGGGACCGGCUAAAUGGUGUGCGUGGGGUUAUUCAAAAAAUGCAAGCGUUUGAGAAUUUUUUAGCGAUGUUCCCAGAGUGGAGGGAUAAGGUCGUUUUAAUCCAGGUUAGUAGUCCAGCGUCUACGGAUAAGGACCACCGGUUGGAAGCACAGGUGAAUGAACUUGUGAAUUCCAUUAAUGCACAGUAUGGUGAUUUGAAUUUUAAUCCUGUCCAGCAUUACCAUAUGCGGAUCCCAAAAGAUGUUUAUUUUUCUUUGUUGCGUGCCGCUGACCUAUGUUUGAUCACUUCCGUCAGGGACGGUAUGAAUACAACGGCGUUAGAGUUUGUUACUAUUAAAUCGAAGACUUCCAGAAAUGACUGUUAUGCAAGUCCUCUUCUGUUGAGUGAAUUUUCUGGUAGCAGUACUAUUCUAAGCGACGCCAUGAUCAUCAACCCUUGGGACUCCAUUGCCGUAGCAAAAGCCAUCAAUGAAGCGUUAUCUUUAACCGCUGAACAAAAAAUUAAGUUGGAGAGCUCUCUUUGGAAGAACGUCUCAACGGUUCAGGACUGGACAAAUACCUACCUCAAUGAAAUGGCACGCUUGCGUGAUGAAAAGGCUAGUACAGAUAAUGUGAACAAGAUCACUCCGGCUUUGAACAGACCGCUGUUAUUCCAGAACUACAAAAAAGCCGAACGCCGUUUGUUCUUGUUUGACUAUGAUGGCACCUUGACGCCAAUUGUUCAAGACCCAGCUGCAGCAAUUCCAAGUGCUCGCUUGAUCUCUACCCUGACUAAACUUUCAUCUGACCCCAAAAAUCAAAUUUGGAUUAUUUCUGGUCGUGAUCAGAAGUUUUUAUCUCGUUGGCUCGGAGAGCGCCUACCGCAGCUUGGGCUAAGUGCGGAACACGGCUGUUUUAUGAAAGACGUAUCUAGUCAGAAGUGGCUCAACUUGGCUUCCAAGUUUGAUAUGUCUUGGCAGAUCAAAGUAGCAGAAAUUAUGGACGAGUUCACAGACAAGACUCCUGGAUCUUUCAUUGAGCGGAAAAAAGUGGCAUUAACUUGGCAUUAUAGAAGAGCAGUUCCCGAACUAGGGGAGUUCAAUGCUGUGGAGUUGAAGCGAAUGUUAGAAGAGAUUGCCCAUGGCUUGGGUUUAGAAGUUAUGGAGGGCAAAGCUAAUGUCGAAGUCCGUCCAAAAUUUGUUAACAAAGGUGAAAUUGUUAAGCGGCUAGUUUGCCAUCCUCAUGGUGGGAAUCAAGUAUUAGAAGAUGAAUUUAAGAUCGAUGAGAAUGUUCCCAAGAAUAAACUUCCAGAUUUCUUGCUAUGUCUUGGUGAUGACUUUACUGAUGAAGACAUGUUUAGACAAUUAAAUGAUAUUGAAGACAAGUGGGCUGUGAAGUUUCCUAAUGAAAGAAAUGAAUGGGGCCAUUAUGGUAUUUACCCUGUUACCGUUGGAUCCGCAUCUAAAAAAACCAUUGCAAAGACGCAUUUGACUGAUCCACAGCAAGUUCUGGACACAUUAGGUCUGCUAGUUGGGGACGUCUCUUUAUUCCAAAGUGCAGGAACAGUUGACUUGGAUGACAGAGGACAUGUCAAGAAUAGUGAGAGCAGUAUGAGAUCUGAACUUGCCAGUGCCGCAUACGCAAUGAAGAGGAGUAGUUCUUUUAAGAAUGCUGAAAAACUGUGA